Messenger RNA from Nicrophorus vespilloides, 1674 nucleotides. RefSeq lists its product as uncharacterized. The transcript is spliced from 5 exons. The record is from RefSeq and is a predicted model, not a curated record. Bases 290 to 886 code for a protein of 198 amino acids. NCBI's taxonomy places the organism in Eukaryota, Metazoa, Arthropoda, Insecta, Coleoptera, Silphidae.
CUACGCCCAUGUCGGAAUGACCAGUCAGGAAGCGGACUACCUUUUGUGGAAGGUCUGCUGCGUGUUGGCGCGGACGAAUCAGUCAAGAAACGGAAGAAGGUCGUCGCUGGUCGAGGCAGCACACGAUAGCAACUGGUAGAUGCAUCGAACGGAAAGACCAUCUCCAGGUACGAAUUCAAUAUUGGAAUCAAACGAGCCAGUGCGAAGCAAGUGAAAGAAAGUGCCAGUCGCAUUCCCACAAGAAAACAAAUCAAUAACAACAAACAAGCAGUAUUAUUAUUCCAUCAAGAUGCCAGCAAGCGGGCCUGUCUAUCAGCCCACCACUGUGACAUACGAGGCAAGCAAUGGGGCUUCAGAUCGUUGGGCAGAGAGACCCAUCAGUUACCUGUCACAUGCAGCGAGGAGGCCUUGCAUGCUGACACGGGUCAUGCCCAUGGUCCACUUGACAUCUGGCAUAGCCUGUUUCGCAAUUGGGGUCACACUGCUGAUCCAUGGUGCAAUAGGAUACUCGAAAGAGGAAGCAGAUGACUCUUUCUAUACAAUCUUCAUAUGCACUGGGGUAUUUGGUAUUAUAUUCGCAUUCGUGUUAUUCGUGUUGUACUUACGUGUCACGCGUAAGUUGUGCUUCAGGACUAACAAGGACCACAUGGACACGAGCGGGGCCCAAGCCCUGACGGUGAAUCCAUCGACGGAUCUGCUUGUCUCCGCGCAGUACGGCCCCAUCUCCGAGGUGGCCUAUCAACCGCGAAGCGAGGACUCAGAGCAGAGCAAGUUGAUGCCCCAAGAAAACAAGGAUGUCACGAUAGAGGAUACUGACCGCAUGGUUGAGACCGAUCCUCGCAUAGUUCUUCGUCCACUGAAUCCUCACGUCCACGAAGAGACUUAAUUGGAGUGAUGACUUGCCAAACAACGCGUCUUCUAUUUCAAGCGCUUGUUAUAAACAACGUUGGGUUAUCAUAACAACAAUAACAAAAAAAAAACAACAAAACCGUCGCUUAGGAUAAGAAACACCACUUACUACAUUCCCGAUAAUGACAAAUCGCAAUUCCGCGAUUCUUUAAAAUAAUCUAUAGGUUUUAAAUGUAUGGCUUUAAAUGAUGAAGAAGAAGUUGAAGAAAAAAAAAAGAGGAUAAGUAUUAGUAGAGAGAUGUUGUUACGGUUCGUUGAAACCAGAUUUCUAGUAAUUUAAUUACAGUUCUACGAGAAUUAAUGUUGUGAUUUAUGAAACUUGUUCAUUGAAUCUAUGAAAUGAUUAUUAUACAUAAAUAUUGAUAUGAUAUAUUUGGGGGAUAAAAAAAGACAUUUAUUUGAUAAUUUAUAUAGUAUUAUAUCAGGGAAGCUAAAGAUAUAUCUAUAAACAUAUAUGAAUAUAUUUUUUUAGGGACGUAAUUACUAACAAGAGAAGCUUGUAAUCAAAUUUGACGCGUUUAUUUCAAACGAAAAAAAAACUGAUUUAAUUAAUUUUUUUUGUUGACUGAUCAUUCGUGAAUCUCGCGAUUCUCCACACCACAUUCCCUACGCAUUGAGAUUAUAUAUAUAUAUUAACUUGUAUUAUUAUGUUAUUAUUAUUAUAAAUUAUGUACUUAAAUAGGUUACACGAGCGUUCUUCAAAACAUAAAUGCUGAAGUAUAAUGUUAUUUUAUGUUUGUUUCUUUUUAUAUAUAUGAUAUAUAU